Molecule: messenger RNA, 411 nt
Organism: Caenorhabditis bovis
Lineage: Eukaryota; Metazoa; Nematoda; Chromadorea; Rhabditida; Rhabditidae
Source: the annotation of a GenBank genome assembly
AUGUCUGAAUAUGGAUCUUACCAAUCGAAACAUGGAAUUGUCGAGAUGUUGGUGGCGAUCGUCGUUGCGCUUCAAAUCGCCGCCAUCGCCUACCUCCGAUUCUUCAUGAUUCGAAUGUUCUCCGCGAGAUUGUUCAAAACUCUCAACCAUUUGCGAAUUGUUGAGGACGUUGUCAAUUUGUCGCGCAACGAGCCGGCGCAAACCGGUGUGAUGGCGUGCCUCAAAGCGAACAUGACGCCCGAUGAGUUCUACACCGAAUACAAAGGAAUGAUGUCGGAGAGUCGAAAGGCGAUCCUCAACAUGUUCGGCUACGAUUCGCUGACCAUCUCAUUCAUUCGAGAGUAUUUCGUCGGUCUCGCCGAAACUCGCAAUCAUCGCCGAUUUUCAGCUUCGAUUCGGAGGCCGUUGUGA